Messenger RNA from Cuscuta campestris, 2644 nucleotides. NCBI's taxonomy places the organism in Eukaryota, Viridiplantae, Streptophyta, Magnoliopsida, Solanales, Convolvulaceae. The record is from the annotation of a GenBank genome assembly.
CAAAAACUACCAUCCAAUCCUUUCAUUUUUAAGGAAACACGAAAAGAAAAACUUGCAGUUUUGAAUUUCUUCAUAGACGAUGUUCUUCAUUGGGAAGUUUAUUCAGCUUCUUUAUGGUGUUUUCUUUUGGUUUCUUGCAAAAAAAAACACAUUGCUUAUUUGGUUUCUUAUAUAGGUGUGCUCAUUUACUGGCUGAUUGAGUUGAAGAGUUGAAAAUCGUAAGAUUCUGCUGGCACCAAUGAGUCAUCAUGAAGUGAAGAAAGGGAAAGCAGAAAAAGGUUCUGAUGUUGUUGCAGAGAAGGUAAUGGUCGCUGUGAAGGCAUCAAAGGAGAUACCCAAGGCUGCCCUUAUUUGGGCAUUAACACAUGUUGUUCAACCUGGUGACUGCAUUACACUUCUAGUGGUUGUCCCUUCCAACAGUUCUGGUAGAAAAUGGGGGUUUCCAAGGUUUGCUGGAGAUUGCGCCAGUGGCCACAGAAAAUCACACUCCGGCGCUAAUUCUGAAGAGAAAUCUCACAUAUCUGAUUCUUUCUCCCAGAUGAUACUUCAGCUCCAUAAUGUUUAUGACCCAAACAAGAUAAAUGUGAAAAUCAAAAUUGUUUCUGGUUCACGAUGUGGAGUUGUUGCCUCUGAGGCAAUGAGGAUUCAUGCUACUUGGGUUGUUCUUGACAAACAGCUGAAACAUGAGGAAAAACGAUGCGUGGAAGAUUUACAUUGCAAUAUUGUUGUUUUGAAACGAUCCCAUCCGAAAGUUCUUCGCCUUAAUUUAGUUGGAUCUCCUAAAAAGGAAACUGACCCUCCCAUUUCUUUCUCUAUUACUGAGAAACAAUCUGAACAGUGUGAAAAACAUGAAAUGAGCAAGAGUGAUACAUCAAAUUUGACUCGGGGUCAACUUGUUACUCCGACAAGUAGUCCAGAGAUCUUUACUGCAACUGAGGUUGGUGCAUCAUCGGUUUCCAGUUCUGACCGUGGAACUUCUCCAUUUUUCAAUGCUGAAGGAAGCAGAGAUUCGAAGAAAGAAGAGCUGUUGGCUAAAAAAGAUGAGCAAGAUGGUAGUGAAUCAACUUCAGGCAGUGACAAUGAAAGUUCAUCUACUUCUUCAAGUUUAAGGUUUCCUCCUUGGAUGUCAGACAUUGUCAGCCCAUACUCUAGUAGGCUGACUCAAAUCCCUACAACUAAGGUGAUGAUGUCUAAAGUCAAUGAAGAAGGCGGGGGGUUUGGUUCACCUAGCUUUAACAAUGAUAUGGAUUUCAGUGGAAACGUAAGAGAAGCUGUUUCGUUAUCCAAAGGUGCGCCACUUGGAUCUCCUCCGUUGUGUUCUAUUUGCCAACAUAAAGCACCUGUCUUUGGGAAACCUCCCAAGUGGUUCAGCUAUUCCGAGCUGGAAGCUGCAACAUUUGGAUUUUCUCAAUCUAAUUUUUUGGCCGAGGGUGGAUUUGGAUCCGUCCAUAAAGGGGUUCUCCCAGAUGGACAGAUAGUAGCUGUGAAGCAGCAUAAACUGGCAAGUUCUCAAGGCGAUCAAGAGUUCUGCUCAGAAGUUGAAGUUCUUAGUUGUGCUCAGCACCGUAAUGUCGUCAUGCUGAUUGGAUUUUGUGUCGAGGAUAGCAGAAGAUUGUUGGUCUAUGAAUAUAUUUGCAAUGGAUCCUUAGAUUCCCAUCUUUACGGGCGUAAUAGGGAUCCCUUAAAAUGGUCAGCUCGCCAAAAGAUUGCUGUCGGGGCUGCAAGAGGAUUGCGGUAUCUUCACGAGGAAUGUAGAGUUGGAUGCAUUGUUCACCGAGACAUGCGUCCCAACAACAUUCUCAUCACUCAUGACUUUGAACCUAUGGUUGGAGACUUUGGCUUAGCCAGGUGGCAACCUGACGGAGACACGGGUGUUGAAACACGAGUGAUUGGAACAUUUGGGUACUUGGCUCCUGAGUAUACUCAAAGUGGCCAGAUAACUGAGAAGGCAGAUGUGUACUCAUUUGGAGUGGUGCUUGUAGAGCUUGUAACUGGACGAAAAGCUGUGGAUCUUAACAGGCCAAAGGGAGAGCAGUGUCUCGUAGAAUGGGCGCGCCCGCUGUUGGAAGAGUAUUGCAUUGAAGAAUUAAUAGAUCCAACGAUACUCAAGUGCUACGACAAACAGGAAGUUCAUUGCAUGUUGCAUGCGGCAUCCUUGUGCAUUCGAAGGGACCCCAACAGGAGGCCUCGUAUGUCUCAGGUGCUUCGGAUUCUGGAAAGGGACCUCAUAAUGAAUAAGGGUUACAUGGGGACACCAGAUUAUGAUGUGGGCAGCCGGAGCAGCCGAAUGUGGUCAUUGACAAACGUGGUGUUAGGGGGAUUCAAUGCCAAAACUCGCAUCCGAAAGGAGGCUUCCUAAUUCACGAGAGAAUAUGUGAAUGAAUUGGCAAAUUGGUAUCAAGCUAAAGCAGGAAGUUUUGUUUGUGUAUAGGAGUGAUGGAUGGGUAGUGGUAAUGUUUUGUAUCAUUCCACGGCAAUGGCUUUAGUUGUUUGCCAGGAAUUAAGGUGAAGGGAUGGAGGGAGACGCUAUCAAGGGAAAUUGGGAACCGGAAUUCUCCUAUGUAGCAUUGAACAUAUCCAUCAAUCUUCAACUUUUGUUUCUUUGAACAAACUAAACAUGCAAAAAUCAAUUGACUAAGGACAU